Molecule: messenger RNA, 6238 nt
Organism: Biomphalaria glabrata
Lineage: Eukaryota; Metazoa; Mollusca; Gastropoda; Planorbidae
Product: death-associated inhibitor of apoptosis 1-like
Exons: 10
Coding region: 470-2686 (738 amino acids)
Biological process (GO): regulation of cell cycle; negative regulation of apoptotic process; positive regulation of protein ubiquitination
Cellular component (GO): cytoplasm; nucleus
Molecular function (GO): cysteine-type endopeptidase inhibitor activity involved in apoptotic process; ubiquitin protein ligase activity
Source: RefSeq, a predicted model, not a curated record
GCACGAUCCGACAGCAGCGUUAGCGUCACACAGCAAACUGGGCUACUAGCCGAGUAAGCCAGAGUCGACUAAAUGUACACCAAUGUACCAAAUCUACUCCUCACACUUAUUCUUGGAAAAUGAAUUGUAGGAAAUUACUUACAAUGGACCGUAGCAUAAUUUUCUUACUGACAAAGGUCCAAAACGGCGAGUCUCCACAUAACACUGGAAAGAUUACGAACUCAAAGAAUGAUGAGCGAUGUCCACCACGCGACUGAUGAUUGGUGUCGCAAGACAGUGUCAUUACUACCCAGACAUACUUGCACUUUACUCAAGAUAAAAACCUUUUUUACUUCAGAAGUUCAUUUCUAUAAUUUAAAAACAUUCUAAAUACGAAAGACUUCAACGGGCGUUUUCUAAUAAAUAUAUAUAUAUAUAUUUGCCUGUCAAGAACGACCCCCCCCCCCCAAAAAAAAAAAAUAUCAGAAGAAUGAGGCGAUUGAGAAAUAAGAAAAACUAUAAUGAUUUUGUACAGUACUUCAAUUCUGAAUUCAACUCGAAAAUAAAAACACUUAUCAAAAAGAGAAAACGGAAUUGUUUUUUCCAUUUUGAUGGGAUCUCUGUAAAGUAUGAGACAAGAUUGAGACGAAGGGUUGGUCAGAUGAAGAUACUCUCAUGUUCAACAGGACGACGUCAGAAAAAAAGUCAUUAUCCACAUAGGCGAAAUCGCAAUCGACAGAAUAGAGGAGAAGCAUAUUCAAUACUAAUAGAAUAUUCAAUAUUAAUAGACAAUGAUUUUACUCACGAAACCAAGAAAAAUGAAGUGAAACUCGAUGCGUCAUUAGGGAAAAAAACGGUAAAUGGGGAGGAAGAGAGGAGCCCAGUUUCUUCAUUAAUGGAAGAUUUAUGUUCUACAAAAUAUUUUAAACUGAAACCUGUCUUUUUCCAGUGCUAUUUACUUACUCAAGUGAGCCACCCUAGAGAGUUGAAAGGCAUUGCGUGGACAGACUUUAAAUGUGAAACAUUUAGAUUAAAAACAUACAGCGAUUACCCAAUAAGUGCUGCACAAUCUGCUUUAGUUUUGGCUCGAGAAGGUUUUGUUUACGUUGGUACUGGUUCAGUUGACAUGGUCACGUGUUAUACGUGUUGUGUUUCUAAAAAUAGAUGGCUAGAACAGGAAGUUGUGUCAGAGGUUCACAAGUCAUUGUCUCCAAGCUGUGCUAUGGUGACCGGAAGAGGUAGUGAUAAUGUUCCGAUUGUGGCGGGCUCUGCCAACUUCGAGGAGAUAUUAAAAGCAUUAAAAAGUAUAAAAACAAAAGGAAAUAACACAUACACAUUAGACAUUGAACAUGAUGCAGCCCCUAUUAUAAGCCAAGCAAGUACGACAAAUGACAUUAAAAGCAAUUAUGCACUAAAUAAAGGAACUCCCUCUACAUUGCAAUCAGAUAAUGUCACUCAAGUGCCUUCUAAUUCUUUCCCAGAACCCAAUUACAAUCUUCAGAAUAAUAAUAUCAUGCCUGAUAGAGAAAUACAGCGCGAAAGAAAUUCAUAUGUUCCAUACACUACGUUGAAUCAAGGGAAAAACAUCCAUCCUCCACCCUCUUUGACAGCGACACCCCAAUCAGAAUCUUCUUUAGUGACUGACGACAUUCCGCCGUCCAAUGUCCAGUUUGAUGUUCAAAGAUCGGAGACGAAGAAAGACACCAACGAUGAUGACCGCGUCUCACACAACAGAAACGCCACUUCAGUUUCUUCCAGCGCACGAGACACCACAUCACACAACAGCGGUUUAUCUUCACGUUCAGACUCAAACUCUCUCCAGGGCGCGUCAGGGGAAUCCACGGCCAAAGUGGAACAAAACUCAGCCUCAAAAAGCAACAAAGAUGGCAAGGGCCCAACCUACUCAGAACUAGGUAUAGUCACAGAGAGGCCCAAACGUCAAGAGUACGCAGUGAAAGGAGAACGCGCCAAAACGUUCACCAACUGGCCCAGGUCUCAUCACAUACAUUCAGACGAUCUUGCCGAUGCUGGGUUUUAUUACGCUGGUUACGGAGACUGUGCCAGGUGUUUCUUCUGUGGUGGUGGAUUAAGAAACUGGGAAGAUGAAGAUGACGUCUGGGUAGAACAUGCCAGGUGGUUCCCCAAGUGUGCUUUCAUCAGACAACUCAUGGGACAAAAUUUCGUUGACACGGUGCAGGAGCUUAACAAAACCAAGGACAAGAUCUCUUUCACGAUGGUAGUAGAACAUUUAGGAGCAUCAGCUUCAGCCUUCCAGCUUGACAAUAGAAACAUGCCACUGAAACGUGAUCCAGCAGUCAAAGCGAUGCUGGAGUUUGGGUUUCCUGAGAAUACAGUCCUGGAGAUUGCAAGUCAGUUAAAAACACAAGAUAUCCCGAUAUCAGCUGAUCUGUUGCUUAAGAAAUGUAAGGAGCGCGAGAAAGAGACCGAGUACAUCAACAAAAUGCAUGCCAGGAACACGGGCACAUCAGCACCAGUUCAAGACGAUGAAACUAUCAGAGAAAUAAAAGAAAAGAACAACAAUCUACGCCAGCAGACGAUAUGCAAAAUCUGUAUGGACAAAGAUGUUGAGGUAGUGUUUCUGCCCUGUGGUCAUCUUGUCUCAUGCGCCGAAUGUGCGGGGGCUUUGAAAGAUUGUCCAGUCUGCAGGAAAAUUGUGAAAGGAACUGUCCGCGCUUUUAUUGGCUAAAUAGAACGGGUGCUCAAGUAUCUACAAGUACUUUCUUUGUUUUUUUGUAACAAAGCAAAAGUCUUUUCGGAUUCUUGUCCGACUUAUGGACUCUGGCUAACUCUACUGGAUGUCACUCUACAAACUGAUCAUUAUAGACUCAGACUGCACACAAUUAGACCUCACCGAUUCGGACUGUGACUCUAAACAAAUAGCCUAGACAUCUUAGCUACUAGCUAUAGCGAAAUUCUAUUUUUUCCAAAUUAACUAUCAACUAAUGUUAUAACUAAUAAAAAAAAUAUUUUCUUACCCUGGUACCUUAGAAAAAACUUCCUACAUGUUGCUAAUUGUCUCUGUCAAACAACUCACACCUCCUGGAGCCAAGAUCGCGAGCAGGUCUCAGCAACUUGCUCUCAAAGCCUGUAAACGAACUUUCUGAGAUUAUUCCCUUAAAACACGGGAUAAAAAGCGGGCAGUGAGUUUUAAAGUCGCCUUGUCUCCGUACAUGGACAGACCCAUCGCAGCACAUGGACCAGUUCUCUGUCUUUCUCUCUCAUCACCUUGUCCCAAUCGCCCUUCAGACAAAAACGUGACACUCAUAGAGAAUGGGGUCUACUGUUUCUACGUCCUCCAUGCAGUGGCGGCACCGUGUGUCGUAAUGGUCUCAAAAACAUCCGAAGUAAACACCAAUUGGACAGUGACCGACACGGAACUGGGCUAGGACGGCCCGAGUGACCGACAAGAAACUGUGCUAGGACGGCCCGAGUGACUGACACGAAACUGUCUUAGGACGGCCCGAGUGACCGACACGGAACUGGGUUAGGACGGCCCGAGUGACCGACAUGAAACUGUGCUAGGACGGCCCGAGUGACUGACACGAAACUAUCUUAGGACGGCCCGAGUGACCGACACGGAACUGGGCUAGGACGGCCCGAGUGACCGACACGGAACUGGGCUAGGACGGCCCAAGUGACCGACACGGAACUGGGCUAGGACGGCUCGAGUGACCGACACGGAACUGGGCUAGGACGGCUCGAGUGACCGACACGGAACUGGGCUAGGACGGCCCGAGUGACCGACACGGAACUGGGCUAGGAGGGCUCGAGUGACCGACACGGAACUGUGUUAGGACGGCCCGAGUGACCGACACGGAACUGGGCUAGGACGGACCGAGUGACCGACACGGAACUGGGCUAGGACGGCCAAAGUGACCGACACGGAACUGGGCUAGGAGGGCUCGAGCUCGAGUGACCGACACGGAACUGGGCUAGGACGGCCCGAGUGACCGACACGGAACUGGGCUAGGACGGCCCGAGUGACCGACACGGAACUGGGCUAGGACGGCUCGAGUGACCGACACGGAACUGGGCUAGGACGCCCUGCUCCGCACGAUUAAGUUGCCGCCACUCAUCCUUUCGGUCUGUGUCGUUCGCCAGAAAAACGACUAGCACACGACACACGCUGUGUCUGUCUCAAGACUCUACUCUAUAUGGGAUGAGUCUCUAGCCCACGCCUAAACUAACGCUACUAAACCUUCUGUGUCUGCCCCGACCUACGGGUAUCAAGUAAUACGCAUCGCCCUACAAGGUAUAAAUCGAAGUGUCACACUAUUUCUACGCUGUGUGUUUCUAUGGCGACGCUGAGAAGAGGCUACCUAUGUAGUGUGAAUGAUGAAAGAAAAGCGGCAUUGUCCUAAGCGGUCUUAGGUAGAACAGACGACUCCAAAUUGCCAGAGUGAAAAGACGUGUUUUUGUUGUAAGCUACAUUUUAAAAAAUACAAUUUUAUACAUCUACUACUUUUAUGUUAUUUGAUCUCAAAGUUGAUUUUCUCUAUAUUGACUCUAUAUUAUAAUUAUAUUGACUCUUGUUCAUAAAAAACCUAUUUAAUAAUAAUAAUAAUAAUAAUAAUAAUAAUAAUAAUAAUAAUAAUAAUAAUAAUCUUUAUUAUCCGUAAGGAAAUUUGUCUUACAGUUUGUGCAUUACACCAAACAAAAAACAUUAUAACUAUAAGAAACCAAAGUGUACAUUCACACCAUACUCACUCAUAAUUUACAUGUGACAAAGUUUAUGUAUUUCAUGUUUUACAUGUAUUUCAAGUUUUACUAGUAAAGAGACACAUUUAGCCUACAAAGCGGUUUAGUUGUGUACCAGCAGAUUGUAUCUACAAGUCAACAACCGUCCACAUCAGUCAAGGCAAGAAAUUCAUUGAACACAGUUUUGAAAAAAAAUCGAAAAUGUACAGCUUCAGAUCCAUUCUUUUAACAUGACUUGUAAACUUGUCUAUAAAAUGUCUAUUUUUGUUGUUUUUUCCACAUUAUCUGACUGCUAUUAAGGCUGAAUACAUAGAUAGAAGAGAACUUCAGGCACGCGCUGAACCAGAUUGACUCAAACCUUGAGGCAUACUCUUCACGUUUUCUGCCAGUCAAAGCAGCUUAUUCACUUUUCGUUCGUUAAUAGAUUAAUAUUUGUAGCCGUCUUUACUGUUAUAAUGACAGAAAACACUUUAUGUAUUUGUGUUAGAGGAUACCCACCCUGAUCUAAUGGGUACCUGACAUUAGUUAGGAAAAAAUAAAGGCGUUUGGUCGUUGUGCUGGCCAUCUGACACCCUCGUUAACAGUGGGCCACAGGAACAGAUGGCAUUUACAUCAUCUGCCAUAUAGACCAUAAGGUCUGAAAGGGGAACUUAACUUUAACUCUUACUACAAAAAUGAUAAGGGUUAAGCCAGAGUUUUCCCAGUGUGUCAAAUAGCUAGUACUUCUUUUCUCAGCGAUAUAAAUCAACUGUUAAAUUUCUAAAAAAAUCGUUAGAGCCGUUUUCGAUAUCCGUGUCCAGGUUUACCAAGGUUCCAGGUUCCAUGAAGUUAUGAGUUGAAUACAGGUAUUGUAAAAAAAAAAAUAUUAAGCUAGAAAAAAAUGAAAAAAGUGCAUAACGCACUUUGUUUGACACUAUAAAACCUUUUUUUGUUUACAAUACCUCUAUUCAACUCAUAACUUCAUGGAACCUGGACACGGAUCUCAAGCACGGCUCUAACGAUUUUCAUAAAAAUUUGACAGCAAGUGUAUCGUUCUGAAAAAAAAAAUUACUAACUCGUUGGCCAGAGACUAGAAAAAGUUUGAGUCAUAAUUAAUAAAAAAAAUAAAUAAAUAAUCUGGCUAGAUUGAGAACGAGAGAAUAGGGUAUUGAGCAGACUAUACUGCUAUUGAGCAGACUAUACUGCUAUUGAGCAAACUAUAAUGCUAUUGAGCAGACUAUACUGAUGUUGAGCAGACUAUACUGCUAUUGAGCAGACUAUACUGCUAUUGAGCAGACUAUACUGCUGGUAGUUUCGCAUUCCUUAAAGAGUUUAAUAAAAAAAAAUCUGGAAAAUGUUUCCAUUGUCUUGUAAGACUAGAUCUAAAUCCUAACAUGGGAAUAUUUUAGAUCUUUUAGAUCUACACAUUCACUUAGCCAGGAUUCUCUGUGUACGAAAUGGGAAGGGGAUUUUUUAUUUUGCAUUUUUUAUUUAAAUGUAACAUUCGGUUUGAAAACCGCUCUAUAUGUUGUAUGUACAAUGAAAGUAUUUUUGAAAAUGA